Messenger RNA from Tripterygium wilfordii, 2466 nucleotides. Its product is annotated as protein FAR1-RELATED SEQUENCE 9-like. Gene Ontology annotation, molecular function: zinc ion binding. Gene Ontology annotation, biological process: regulation of DNA-templated transcription. Lineage: Eukaryota; Viridiplantae; Streptophyta; Magnoliopsida; Celastrales; Celastraceae. The coding region runs from base 1 to 2466 and encodes 821 amino acids. The record is from RefSeq and is a predicted model, not a curated record. The transcript has 6 exons.
AUGACUCGUGCCAAGGAAACCAAGCGAAAUCGACAAGGAAAUCGAGGAGAAAAUGCGAUCUUCUACAUCAUAUUCGUCUCCCUCAAUCUCUUCGUGCAGUGGUGGGGGACUGCCAUGAGAGUGAUGGUGGCCUUCCAAAGCAUGAUUAUGGAUUGUUUGGAGAAUGGUCUUGAGGAUGCUUCUAUAAAUAAAGAUGUCGAAUUGAAUAUGAUUCCCCAAAUUGGAAUGGAGCUUAAUACAGUUGAUGAUACAUGGGAGUUGUGGUUCAUGUAUGGACAAAAAAUGGGGUUUGGUGUUUGUAAGGAUUAUGUUAAUAGGAGAGCAAAAGAUAAGGUAGCUACAAGUGCUGCAUUUGAAUGUUGUAAAGAGGGUCAACGGGAAAAUGAUAAGCGGAAUGUAUGUGAUGUGCAUCGAUGGGAAACAAGGAUUGAUUGCAAAGUAAAGCAAACUUCUAAAUCUGAUGCUUUAGCAAUUGAAUUGGCACGUGAUUCUGGUCUCACCCCGAAGGCGACUCAUGAGUUAAUGUGUGUGGAAGCAGGAGGUAGGAUCAAUCUUGGGUACAUAAUGGAAGAUCAAACUACUUACCUGAGGUCUAAGAGAAAGCGAGACAUGAUUUUAGGUGAUCUUGGCUGCAUUUUAUACUACUUUGAUGAUCGAAAGAAGAAAGAUUCAACAUUUUAUUAUUCUCAGCAACUUGAUUGUGAUGAUUUGGUUACUAAUAUCUUUUGGGCUGAUGCGAGAAUGAUUGUUGAUUAUGUAGCAUUUGGUGAUGUUAUAACAUUUGACACCACGUAUGGAACAAAUAAGGAGUUGAGGCCUUUAGGUGUUUUCACCGGUUUCAACCAUCAUAGAGAGAUGGUAAUAUUUGGAGCUGCAUUAUUGUAUGAUGAAACAAUAGAGUCAUUUGUGUGGCUUUUUAAUACUUUUCUAGAUGCGCAUGGUGGUAAAAAACCUAGAACGAUUUUUACGGAUCAAGAUGCCGCUAUGGCAAAUGCAUUGAAUGUGGUUAUGAAGGAAACAUAUCAUGGCUUGUGCACAUGGCAUAUGAUGCAAAAUGGCAUCAAACAUUUGGGUUGUAGAAUGAAGGAAGAAUCUAAUUUCUUUAUUGACUUCAAGAAGUGCAUGUUUGAAUAUAUUGAUGAGCCAAAAUUUGAAGAACAGUGGCAAAAAAUGCUUGAAGUGCAUAACUUGAAAGGGAAUGAUUGGCUGAGUCGCAUAUAUAACUUAAAGGAAAAGUGGGCAAAAUGCUUCAUGAAACAUGCCUUUACUUUGGGAAUUAGAAGUACACAACUAAGUGAAUGCUUGAAUAAAGACCUGAAAAAUUAUUUGAAGUGUAAUUUGAAUAUCAGUGAGUUCUUUAAACAAUUUGAUAGAGUGGUGGAGGAAAAGCGGCACAAGGAGUUGAAAUAUGAAUUUUUUGCUAGGCAAAGGGUGCCCCCAUUGGGAUUAAGUGGAUCUCUUUUAUUGCGGCAUGCAUCACAAAGGUACACACCUUCAAUUUUUAAUCUUUUUAAGACUGAAUUUAAUCUUGCAUUGAUGGCUAUAAUAAAGCCAAUAGAAAAUGGUGAAAGCACAGAUGAAUAUAUUGAUUUUAUUCAUGGUUCUGAGAAGAUGUUUAAAGUUGUUUGUGGAUCAACCAAUGACUCUAUGACAUGUAGUUGUAUGAAAUUUGACUCUCAAGGGAUUUUGUGCUGUCAUAUUUUGAAAGUAUUCAUUAGGCUUGACAUAACAAAAAUUCCAGAAAGAUUUAUCUUGAGUAGAUGGACAACAGGAGUUAAAAGUUCAAGUAUUUUGAAUGAAUGCAAGCCAACUAUCAAAGAAGAUAGUAAACAAUGGGCUCGAAGGCUUCAAUCUAAACUUUUACGGUUGACAUAUCAAGUUGCUGAGAACAAUGAUCUUCGAGAGGAAAUGGAGGCAAUGAUUGAAGAAUUUGGUAAGAAAAUAUAUAAUUUUGAAGUGAAAUAUGAGAGUGAAGCUAAACACGAACGCAUCAAACAAUUUGGCCGUUUGAUAGGAAAUAUGAAGGGACUUAAGAAGCGAGAAGGACAAAGACGAACUAGAAGAUUGAAACCACCAUACGAGAAGCGUCAAGGAAAGGGUAAAAAAUCUUCUUCAAGUAAUUUGGCUACAAGCGAAUUGGUAACAACUUCACAACCAAAUGAGUUCUCUCAAGCUUCUCAGGUGUCAUUUUUUUAUCUCAAUAUUGAACCUGGACAAGAGUUUCUAUCACUCCUUGCAUCUACACUACACCUCCCCCUUUUUAUCAAUAUUGAUUUGUUUCUUGUAGGAGUAGCAAUGCAAAUUCAAAGUGGCAUUCAUGUGGAAGUGUGUAAAAUAUAUGAUAAGUUGACAAACUACUCUAUUUGGACUGCCGUGCUAACUGCAUUGGAAUAUUUGCUUGAAUUCGAACCUGGGCAUACUUGUGCUGGCAAUCCAUGUCUUGAGAAUUUUGUGCUGAAAAAGUGA